AUGUCUUUCAACCCAAUCGCCUCGCGACGACUAUGGGGAAACAGCACCUCGGUGCUACGGUCAGCCUCGAGUUCUUGGAGGUUGAAUACACCCCGUUCCUGCGGCUUAGCCACUGUCGUGCCACCAGUGACCCAGGAUGCAACGGGUGCUAAGGGCCCGACUGCCAUGGUUUUCAUGAACAUGGGCGGUCCUUCAACCACAAAUGAGGUGCACGAUUUCCUAAGCAGAUUGUUUUCAGAUGGCGAUCUGAUUCCACUAGGUCGUCUGCAGUCCUACAUGGGCCCUCUCAUUGCCCGCCGGCGAACCCCCAAGAUCCAGCAGCAAUACUCCGACAUUGGUGGUGGAUCGCCAAUUCGAAAAUGGUCCGAAUAUCAAUGUGAAGAGAUGUGCAAGAUCCUUGACCAGAUUUCCCCCGAGACUGCGCCGCACAAACCUUAUGUUGCCUUUCGCUAUGCGGCCCCGCUGACAGAGACCAUGUAUGCUCAGCUCCUCAAAGAUGGAUUUGGAAACGGCAAAGGAGGUCGUGCCGUGGCCUUUACGCAAUACCCGCAAUACUCCUGCUCAACAACCGGCAGUUCUCUUAAUGAAUUAUGGAAGUGGCGCAACCGCUUAGAAGGCAAAAACGCUGAUGGGGAGGUAGACGCUGCUGGUGCCAUUAAGUGGAGCGUGAUCGACCGAUGGCCUACACACGCCGGCCUUGUCGAGGCUUUUGCGCAGAACAUCGAGGCUCAGUUAAAGACAUACCCGGAGGACAAGCGUGAUUCAGUGGUGCUGCUGUUCUCUGCCCACAGUCUCCCCAUGAGUGUUGUGAACCGCGGUGACCCUUACCCUGCCGAAGUGGCUGCAACUGUCCACGCCGUCAUGAAGCGCCUCAACUUCAGCAACCCAUACCGCUUGUGCUGGCAGUCUCAGGUUGGCCCAUCUGCAUGGCUCGGUGCACAGACCAGUGAUACAGUUAUGAACUAUGUCAACCGUGGUCACACCGAUCUUGUUCUUGUGCCAAUCGCAUUCACAAGCGACCAUAUCGAAACUCUAUAUGAGUUGGAUCUCGAGGUAAUGCACGAGGCGAACAGCCCCGGCGUCAAACGUGCCGAGAGUCUGAACGGCAAUCCGACUUUCAUUCGGGCUCUUGCAGACAUUGCUCACGAGCAUCUACAGGAAGGGGAAUCUUGUUCGGCGCAGAUGACUCUCCGAUGCCAGGGCUGCCGAAGUGAACGAUGCUUGGAGCAAAAGAAGUUUUUCGCUGGAGAGCGCUCUCAUCUUGUCCAGUGA
Penicillium chermesinum is the source of this 1272-nucleotide messenger RNA. RefSeq names its product ferrochelatase HEM15. The transcript has 2 exons. Gene Ontology annotation, biological process: heme biosynthetic process. Gene Ontology annotation, molecular function: protoporphyrin ferrochelatase activity. Bases 1 to 1272 code for a protein of 423 amino acids. The record is from RefSeq and is a predicted model, not a curated record. NCBI's taxonomy places the organism in Eukaryota, Fungi, Ascomycota, Eurotiomycetes, Eurotiales, Aspergillaceae.